CUAACUACGAAUUGCUCGUCAAGCCUCUCUCGGUUCUCGAAGCUCCCGUUGUCAAUCGCUUUCCCUUCAGCAGACAAGCCUCACACGAGCUGCUCCUGACACCGCUGCUUCUUACCGAGACUGUGAAACGGAUUCAGACCGAAGCCUUUUCUCGCGCGUCUUUCGCCUUCUGACAGAGCCACUGCUGUACAUCCCACCUGCUCUGCGACUUGUGAGAGCCCUUGGAAGACAUUCGAUCAUCAGAGUCAGCACUAUAGUCGCGCGUGCCUCGCUCAUUUAACAUGGCGAAUCAACGGAUUUUCGAAUCAACGGAUCAACGGAAUCAACGGAGAACCUUCUUCGUUCUCGUCUGCCUCGCUUUCAGCCUCCUCCUCUCGCCUGGCCACUCCGCCGCACAAAAUGUAUACAGCGCUAAGAAUAACACACUCCACGUUACAAAUACAAUCGGUUCCACCACUACAAACGAGGAUGUCCGACCGCUAGAAGUCGCAGUGCGGGCGGCCGCCGCCGCCGACGCGGAAGCAGCCGAGGCGCUCGCGGAAUACGAAGACGCGAAGAAGGUUCUAGCGGCGAAACGACUGGAGGCUGAAGGACUGCGCGCGGAUCUGUCCGCCGCGCGCCACCGGGCGGAAGAAACGAAGAUCGCGCGCAUAGCCGUGGACGUCGAUACCGCGCAGAUUGUGGUACGCGCAAGCAACCGCCCCGUGGACGUGAAGCGCGCGGAAGAGGUGGCGGAGCAAGCUACCGCCUUCGCGGCGGAAACGCGGAUGGUUGCGGAUAAAGCUGCGGCUGCGGCGGAGAAAGCAGCGCAGUUGGCGGAAGCGGCGGUCACGGAGGAGGCGCAGCUGGAUCUCUUGCGGGCGGAAACCACGCGCGCGGAGGCCGCGCAAGUGGCGGCGGUGGCGGAGAAGCUGGCGGACGCGGCGAAAGAUAGCGCGGAUGAGAUUCGGGAAGUGUAUAGGCGCGCGGAAAGCGAGCGGGAGAUUUCUACAGUAGAACUCGAUCCAGAGCAGGCUUACUUGGAGAGUCUGGAAUCUGCUGUAACGCGUAUGGAGGAGGAGUAUACGAAGGGUGUGAUUGCAGUGAACGUCGCUGAGGCGAAGGUGGCGGAAUUGAAGGGACUGGCUGAGGGGAAGGUCGCGCGGGCGAAGGCGAUGCGAGUUGCGCUGAGGAAAGGCGCGAAGGGGAUCGGAGGUGACACAACGACAGCUACGCAGUAGCCGUUUUGAAAGGCCCACAAAGACAUGUGUUUUUUAAUUCUACAAGGCUUUACUAAAGCCUUGCAGGUUGACUUGCUCUGUGGGUUGCUAACUUGCUACCGUAUGUGUUUGUCCUUCAGCUGGUUGUGCUUCAGAACCGCCUCAGCUGGUUUGGGAGCCCAGUCUGCGCAGUUUCGUGAAUGCUCGAGGACCGCAAUCGCGCCGCAGAUUCCUCCGAGGGAAGGGGACCGCAAUACGCGCUCAGUUUAUCACUCCUAACUAAUCGUGUGUUAGAUUGUACAUUAGUGGGUGGUGGUGGUACUAAUGUAUUGAAGCCCAAAUUUGUUUUCAUAAUGUGAC
Molecule: messenger RNA, 1559 nt
Organism: Closterium sp. NIES-67
Lineage: Eukaryota; Viridiplantae; Streptophyta; Zygnematophyceae; Desmidiales; Closteriaceae
Source: the annotation of a GenBank genome assembly